This is a messenger RNA of Protomyces lactucae-debilis, 510 nucleotides long. RefSeq names its product acyl carrier protein-like protein. Gene Ontology annotation, molecular function: acyl binding; acyl carrier activity. The transcript has 2 exons. Gene Ontology annotation, biological process: fatty acid biosynthetic process. NCBI's taxonomy places the organism in Eukaryota, Fungi, Ascomycota, Taphrinomycetes, Taphrinales, Protomycetaceae. Gene Ontology annotation, cellular component: mitochondrion. The coding region runs from base 4 to 279 and encodes 91 amino acids. The record is from RefSeq and is a predicted model, not a curated record.
GUCAUGCAAAAAAUGAUGGCAAGCAACUUGGCUCGGUCGGAUGUCGAGACGCGCGUGUUGGAGAUUGUCAAGGCUUUUGAUAAAGUCAGUGACCCUACCAAGAUCUCAGCAACCUCCUCUUUCCAAAAUGAUUUGGGUUUGGAUAGCCUGGAUACGGUCGAGGUGGUCAUGGCUAUUGAGGAGGAAUUCAGCGUUGAGAUUCCUGACAAGGAGGCGGAUGAAAUCAAGUCUGUGGGACAGGCUAUUGACUACAUCGCCAAUCACGCAGAGGCCCGUUAAAGAUUUGCGUUAGACGGCUGUCUCAGUGGCAAGUACGGCGAUACCCAACUUGAUCCCGACUCCUCGCAUGCGUUGCUCCCCAUCUUUACGUUGGUAUCUACAAUCAAUUUGAAAACCUGGCGAUCGCCUUGAUCUUGCUUGAUUGCGUUCGUUCUAUUGCUGCUAUGCUGUGCCCGUGCAAAACGACGUGAUGGUCUUGUCAAACAAGUGACACCGUAUUGGCAUCUCCAG